This is a messenger RNA of Colias croceus (clouded yellow), 1566 nucleotides long. RefSeq names its product cyclin-H (gene CycH). Gene Ontology annotation, cellular component: nucleus; transcription factor TFIIK complex. The record is from RefSeq and is a predicted model, not a curated record. Lineage: Eukaryota; Metazoa; Arthropoda; Insecta; Lepidoptera; Pieridae. Gene Ontology annotation, molecular function: cyclin-dependent protein serine/threonine kinase regulator activity. Gene Ontology annotation, biological process: regulation of cyclin-dependent protein serine/threonine kinase activity; DNA-templated transcription; regulation of transcription by RNA polymerase II. Bases 106 to 1083 code for a protein of 325 amino acids. The transcript has a single exon.
CAUUGUCAUGUGUCAUCGUUGAAUUUAAAAACGACGACGAACUGUGAGAUGUAUCUCGUAACUUUGUAAUAUUUAAUUGUUGACUACAUUAUAAUCUUCAUCAGAAUGUUCUCAACAAGCUCACAAAGACAAUUUUGGACAUUCAGUGACGAAAAUGAGCUAGCAUGCCAUCGGGAAAAACACAACGUCGUAUUCAUUUCAAAACAUGGACAGCAUAUAGAUGAACAUCAAAGGUUCAAUUAUUUUCUAUCUCCUGAAGAAGAAAGACUAUUAUUGAAACAAUAUGAGCUUCAUUUGAAAGAGUUUUGUAAGAGAUUUCAACCUCCUAUGCCAAAAGGAGUUAUCGGUACAGCAUUUCACUAUUUCAAACGAUUUUAUUUAUACAACUCAUCUAUGGAUUAUCAUCCAAAAGAAAUUCUGGCUACGUGUGUUUAUUUGGCGUGUAAAGUUGAAGAAUUUAAUGUGUCUAUCGGCCAGUUUGUCGCAAACAUUAAAGGUGACAGAGAAAAAGCUUCAGACAUUAUACUAAACAAUGAAUUGCUGUUAAUGCAGCAACUGAACUAUCAUUUGACUAUUCAUAAUCCUUUUAGACCGGUUGAAGGGUUCUUGAUUGAUAUUAAAACAAGGUGUUCACUUGCCAAUCCAGAGCGUUUAAGAUCCGGAAUUGACGAAUUCCUCGAAAAAGUAUUUUUGACUGAUGCCUGUCUCUUGUACGCGCCAUCUCAAAUAGCAUUAGCUGCAGUGCUCCACGCAGCGAGCAAGGAACAAGAAAAUUUGGAUAGUUAUGUGACAGAUAUGUUAUUCAGAGACGCAGGGCCUGAUAAAUUAGCAAUACUUAUAGAAGCUGUCCGUAAAAUUAGGUCUAUGGUGAAGAUGGUCGAGAGUCCCGCGCGGGAACGUGUUCGAGCUAUAGAGAAGAAGUUGGAUAGGUGCCGUAAUCAAGAGAACAAUCCGGAUAGUGAGAUUUAUAAGCGACGGAUGAGAGAAGCGUUGGACGAAGAUGAUGUGCAAUACACUGGCUCCACAAGAAUGUCGCUAGACACAAGUGGUAUCAGCCAAGUGCUGUCUCCGUCAGCUUCUUAAAUCACUAUGUACUUGGCAUUCUAAAUAUUGGUUUAUAUGUAUGGGGAUAUUUUGCACAAAUAGCAUUUUAUAAAAGAUUUAGGUUGAGUAUUUUUUUAAGAUUAUGUAACCAUCAAAUAAAUUAAGUUUUGAAAAAAAGGUUAAUGUCAUGCUGGUACAUGGAAAAGAGAAACAUAUCAAAUCAUAGAUACACACUAUGUAUCAAAUUAUUGUAACAUAGUUUAUUAAACUUAUAGUAGGUUUGAUUUGGAUAUUGGUCUCAAUUAUGUUACAUUGCUACUCUGCUGAAAAUUUGAAGAGGAAUUUUAUUCUCUAUUUAUUUGCUAUUAUGCAGUUUUUUGAGUGUAUAAACUAUAAACCAAUAUUUAGAAUGUUAAUAACUUUAAUAGGCUAAUUAAAAAUUGACUAAAAAAAACAAAAAUGUAUUAGUAUUUGGAUUAAAAAAUAAAUAAGUAUAUUAUAUUUGACAAAAGUAUGACCAUA